AUGACGACAGGCAGCUGCUUCUGCGGAAACAUCCAAGUUGAGUUUAGCGGCGAGCCUAUGAUAGUCGCCAUAUGUCACUGCCACGACUGUCGCAAAAUCACCGGCACUCUGUAUUCCUACAAUUUUGUGUUCAAAAGUGAUAGCUUCAAAAUAUCAGGGAGACCCAAAGAGCUACCGAAGACAUGCGACAGCGGAGGUCGGAUCAUGAACCACUUCUGUGGGGACUGUGGUACGCCCCUUUACGGACACAAAGUAAACGCCGAUGGAAGUGCGGGUGAACUCAAGAUCGUGCGUGCUGGUAUCUUCGAUGAUGAGACAGUGAAUAAGUAUAAGCCAGGACAUGAAGUAUACACCGGAAGACGGACACUAAAUGGCUCUACAUAUUUGCUAUUUAGUUCAACUGCUUCAUGGUCGGGUCUUAAAGUAACGUCACAACUGUAUUGGGCUUCCGGGCGGAAAGUGGAGCCGGGAUCUGGCUACUGGGUGUCAAAGCCCAUGAGUCUCGAGGCGCAUGUAACUCAAGGACCUUGGUGGACAGAUCGAGGUUGA
Messenger RNA from Aspergillus niger, 549 nucleotides. RefSeq lists its product as uncharacterized. Lineage: Eukaryota; Fungi; Ascomycota; Eurotiomycetes; Eurotiales; Aspergillaceae. The record is from RefSeq and is a predicted model, not a curated record. The coding region runs from base 1 to 549 and encodes 182 amino acids. Gene Ontology annotation, molecular function: carbon-sulfur lyase activity. The transcript is spliced from 5 exons.